AUGAAAUUUAGAAACUAUAAAGUAAAAAUUGAAUCUUACAUAACAAGAAGUAUAAUUAACAAACAAAAUUAGAAAAUAUUGAGAUUAUCCAUAAUUAGUGGAAUUCUUAAAAAAAAGAUAAAAGAGAGGAGUAGAAAUAUUUAAUUAGGUGUUAGAUUUCCAUAAAAAAGAGAGAAAAUAAAAAAUUGUAAAGGAAAUCAAGAAGAAGAAUGAAAAAAGAUGAAAGAAUAAUAAUAUAAAUACUUGAUAAUAUGAUUAGUUAAAAUAAAAAAUAAUAGAUAUGUAACGUAAUUCUGAGUUUCUAUUGAUAACAAUAAAACAUAUAUAAAAACCAGUAAAUAUUUAGAUAAGUAGAUUAGAUUAGAUAACAUAACAAUAAUAAUCUUUUUAACUCAAAAUGCGAUUACUGUUAAAACUGUUCAAUUUUAAGCUAGAAUAACAUGAAUAUUUUAGGAAAAGUAAAAUAAUAUUUAAAUCACAUAUCUUAUAAGAAUAAUGA
Molecule: messenger RNA, 499 nt
Organism: Paramecium pentaurelia
Lineage: Eukaryota; Ciliophora; Oligohymenophorea; Peniculida; Parameciidae
Source: the annotation of a GenBank genome assembly